Messenger RNA from Odontomachus brunneus, 1997 nucleotides. RefSeq names its product putative E3 ubiquitin-protein ligase UBR7. Gene Ontology annotation, molecular function: ubiquitin protein ligase activity; zinc ion binding. The transcript is spliced from 7 exons. Bases 373 to 1437 code for a protein of 354 amino acids. Lineage: Eukaryota; Metazoa; Arthropoda; Insecta; Hymenoptera; Formicidae. Gene Ontology annotation, cellular component: cytoplasm. The record is from RefSeq and is a predicted model, not a curated record.
UCGGUUUGAAUCGGUGUAGUUUGUGUUUCGCUACCUCGCGACAGUUUGGCAUGUAUUAAUCGCAACGAUUUUAAUAAAAUCACGAAAUUUUCAAGAAAACAAUCGAUCGAUCGUACAAAUGGAAUGUGAUCCGGCAUACGUGUAACCCCGUGGGAACCGUGAAAAAAAUUCAUCCGUGUGUUGAUGUCGAUGAAAUGCGCGUCGCUGCCAAUCUAGACGCGUAGUUCGCUGCGAUCCAUCGCGUUUGUUUAGCUGUUCGCAUUAACGGCCGAGCCAUCCUCUCAGUCGAGUUAUUCUUGCAAAAAAGUCGCGUUUUACGUCGAAAUCACCGUCGCUCUCGCUUCCGCCGUCGAUUGUAACGAAAUUGGAAUCAUGUCCGACAAGUUGGCCGAAACCACAGAGGAUGACAAUUCCGUCACGAUGCUCGAUGUCCUCCAAGUGGAAAAUCAGCUCGAGGAGGAUGCGUACGCCGUUCUGGGCGCUUCCGACGAUCAAAACUGUACUUACAACAAGGGAUACAUAAGGCAGGCUUUGUAUGCAUGCAAAACAUGUUCAAGCAAAACUCGAGCUGCGGUUUGCUUAGCGUGCAGUUUUCAUUGCCAUGAGGGUCACGAACUUGUGGAAUUGUAUACAAAACGACACUUCAGAUGCGACUGUGGAAACUCCAAGUUUGAGGGCAAACAGUGUAAUCUAGAGAAGCAAAAAUCUGCUACCAAUAAUGAGAACAAGUACAAUCAGAAUUUUGAUGGGGUUUACUGCACUUGUGCACGACCAUAUCCUGAUCCUGAAGGCGAUGACGAUGAAAUGUUACAGUGUAUAAUAUGUGAAGAUUGGUAUCAUUCAAAGCAUCUGGAAGUUGAUGAUGUGCCAGCUGAGGGUGCAUAUGAUGAAAUGAUUUGUGCACAUUGCAUGAAAGAGCACACUUUUCUGUGGAGAUAUGCAGCAAAAAAUGCAGUUUCAGGCAAAUCAGAAGCAACAGCUGACAACAAAACUGAAGAGGUGGAUGUGUGCGAGCUGCCGAAAGGAUGUCAGAUGCCGAAACUUACCCCUGGGAGUACCAAGGGAAGCUGUUUCUGGAAAGAAGGUUGGAGAACUUCAUUGUGUACUUGCGACGAAUGCAAAUCGGUAUAUAAUACAAAAGAUGUUGCAUUUCUACUUGAUCCAAAGGAUAGUGUGCAAGCUUAUGAGGAAGCAGGCAAAGUGAAUAAAAAGGAGUCGCAAUACGAGAAAGGUAUGAAAGCUCUGGCGAGUUUGGAGCAUGUGCAACAGUUAACGGCAAUCGAAGAAUAUAACAACAUGAAGGAGCGACUUAUGCAAUAUUUACAAAAGUUUGCGGAAAACAAAAAGGUCGUACGCGAAGAAGACAUCAAAGAGUUCUUCUCAGGAAUGGAACCGAGAAAGCGUCCUAGAGUAGUAGUGCCAACGUAUUGUCGUUAAAAUCUGUAUUUUAAUAUCACAUUAAUAUCCCUCUUGCUACCUAAUAACUAUACAAGUAAGGAUAAGCACUUGUGUUUUUAUAUAUAUAUGGCAAGCUAUCAUACAUUAUAUAUUCUUUAGAUUUCUCUGUCUAACUUUUAAUAUAUAUAUAUAUAUAUAUAUCACUGCAUUACGCUUGCAGUAUUUUAACAACAAUUUAAUAAUUAUACGUAAUUAAAAGGGUAGAAUUACAAGAGAAAAAUAUAAUGAGAAUGUAAAUUUGCAACUCUCUAGUACAUGUCAAGGAAGCUUACAAAUAAAGAGAUCCAUAAUUUUUCUUUUGCAAUCUUUAUGUAUAUAAUAUUAACUUUUAUAUUCUAUGUAAUUUUAUAAAUAUAUUUUAUUAAUGGAUAUAUAAUUACGGUACGUUUUUUUCAAUAAAUUUCGGAAUAUGGUACGUUUUUUUUAAUAAAUUUCGGAAUAUGGUACGUUUUUUUUAAUAAAUUUCGGAAUGUACAAGUAUCCAAUAGAUAUAUGAUCUGUUUUUCCGAUAAUCGUUAAAAAUAAAUUAUACAAUUACA